Verticillium dahliae VdLs.17 is the source of this 969-nucleotide messenger RNA. RefSeq lists its product as uncharacterized. Gene Ontology annotation, biological process: adenylate cyclase-activating G protein-coupled receptor signaling pathway. The transcript has 3 exons. Bases 1 to 969 code for a protein of 322 amino acids. Gene Ontology annotation, cellular component: plasma membrane. NCBI's taxonomy places the organism in Eukaryota, Fungi, Ascomycota, Sordariomycetes, Glomerellales, Plectosphaerellaceae. Gene Ontology annotation, molecular function: G protein-coupled receptor activity. The record is from RefSeq and is a predicted model, not a curated record.
AUGCUCUUAUCAUCAACCUUUUAUCUCAUCUAUGGGCUAGGAAACACCAUUUCUGGCGCCGUCUUCCUCAUCAACGGCCGUACACCGAGUCCGUUCUCCAAGCCGAGCACACUAUGUCUUGUCAGUGGCUGGUUCAGCCAGGCGAACGCCCAGCACAUUGACUUCAACAUUCUGAUCAUUUCCAUCAUUGUUCUUUUGUCCGUUGUGAGGAAGGACUCCAUCGCCGAGCUGGAUACCAAAUGGCAGGUUCUGAUCUGCUUCUCGGCAUGGCUUCCUGGCUUCACCACCGGAACCAUUGGUCUCGCGCUGAAUUCAUACGGUUACGUCAGUGGCAACUGGUGCUGGAUCAGGAGCAACAGACUCGACCUGCGCUAUGGCCUCUCCCACGGCUGGCGCAUCGCCAUCUUCUUCGUCACGAUCGUCAUCUACACCUACAUCUACAUCAAGCUGAAGCGUGUCUUCAAGGGCCUCAGGAGCAUGUCCACGGCCACCGGCACGCGCAGGAAAACAGAUCACAUGGUCACGGUGCCCUCUGAUCCCGACAACAACGACACGCAGAAGAUUCUCGUCGCCCACUCCGUCUCCGUCAGCCACGAGAUGCAAAACCUGCCGCGAACACCAGACACGGCGGACCAUGAGCACGGCUAUAAUAACGAUCCUGUGACACAGUCGACGGUCACGGCGUCUGGGACCGACAGCAGGCCUUUUGAGGCGUCGCGCAUGCCGGCGGCGCCCAAUGUCAGGAAGAUGCUGCUCAUGAACGGAUACCCGAUCGCGUACAUCAUUCUGUGGAUGCCCGGCAUCGCGAACAGGUUGGCUGAGUCGGUUGGAAAGUCUCCGCGGUGGCUGAGCGCCAUGCAGGCCUCGACGCAGUAUAUUGGCCUGAUCAACGCGUUGACGUACGGCUUGAGCGAGCAGAUGCGACAAGGCGUGUGGAAGAAGUUGAAGGAUACCGGUGGAAGAAGAUGA